AAAUGAAGGAGGUACAUUCAACAAUGGCUCUCCAACAGUUUGUGUGCUGCUUCACUGUGCUGAUCAUUUUCUUAUGCAAAGGUUCAGAGCAGCUCACAUGUGGCACGGCUCUGAAAAACAACAGAAUCAUAGGAGGUCAAGAUGCAACAUCAGGAAGUUGGCCCUGGCACGCUCUUGUAAAUUAUUUGUAUGGAGGGACUCUGAUCACUGACCAGUGGGUGCUGACAGCUGCAUCCAUCACACCACUUGUCAGCAGUAAUGUCUAUCUGGGCCGCUACACUUUGUCUGGUUUAAAUCCAAAUGAAGUGACUCGAACAGUGGAAGAAGUCACCUGCCAUCCUAACUACAACGAUUUGACACUUGAGAACGACAUCUGUCUCCUGAAGCUGUCGGCUCCUGUGAAUUUCACAGACUACAUUCGUCCGAUCUGCUUAGCCUCAGAAAACAGCACUUUCAACAGUGACACCAUCAGCUGGGCCAUCAGUUUUUUUUCUCAAACUGAAUAUGAUUCUGAAUUUACCCCAGUCCAGCAGGAGGUGAAUUUACCAAUAGUGGGAAACAGUGAGUGCAUAAAGACCUAUUCAGACCCCGUUUUGGAAUCCGCCAUUAAAAAUGGCAUCUGUGCCGGAGCUGUGGGGAAGACUCCAUGUUCGUUUGAUGAAGGAGGACCACUCAUGACCAAAAAAGAAUCAGUCUGGGUCCAGAGUGGAGUUCUGAGUUUUACUUCAUGUAAAGGACUUGGACUCUACACUCGUGUGUCCCGGUACCAGAAAUGGAUCAACGACACCGUCACUGGGACACCACCAGGCUUUGUUACCGUCACCAGUUCAACAUCACCUCUCUCUGCUACUGCCCCUCCCACUCUCCCUCCUACUGCCCCCACCACUGUGAUAUGUCAAAGUGUGUUUUGCUGUGGUGAAAAUCUGAUCCACUUCACUCACUUCACCUCACUCUGUGCUCUUGUUGUGUUGCUCCACAUAUUUGCUGGAAUUGGUGGAACAUAAGACAACAUAUUUACUCAUGUUCUGUGUUUACGUGCAAACAUGAAAUACUUUAUCUGAGUAUUUUUGCCUUCAUGACAUUUUAUAACUGAGGUAAAUGCUGCACUUGUUCCUCUACUAUAUCUAAUUAGGGACAGCUGAAGUUUUUAAAGGCUUUACUGUUUAAAUUAGAUUGUAUCUGUCUAGAUUUACUGUACUCUCUUUAAACUAUUUUAAUAACUUACUUCAUUCUUAACCUUUCAUUAAGUUUCAUUUUAUAUUGGAUACUAUAAAUAAUAGAAAACAUAAAGUUUGUUACUGUCAUUAAGAAAUCAAACCCUUCUUAAAUAAUCCCAUGUUAA
Messenger RNA from Archocentrus centrarchus (flier cichlid), 1342 nucleotides. RefSeq names its product chymotrypsinogen B-like. Gene Ontology annotation, biological process: proteolysis. Bases 3 to 1004 code for a protein of 333 amino acids. The record is from RefSeq and is a predicted model, not a curated record. NCBI's taxonomy places the organism in Eukaryota, Metazoa, Chordata, Actinopteri, Cichliformes, Cichlidae. Gene Ontology annotation, molecular function: serine-type endopeptidase activity. The transcript has 7 exons.